AUGCAAUUCCGCAUACUUGCCCGCCUCUUCGGCGGUCUUGGUCUCGCAGGCGUGCCGCUUGGGACAACUGCUGUCCGGACAGCGGUCGAGUUGCUGUCCAAAAGAUCGUACUACGACAUUUGUACUGAGGACUGCAGCCUCGCGGGCGUGCCGUUGCCCGACAAGGACAACUUCCAGCUGCCCUUAGAGAACAACUACGUGCAGCGAUGCCCGGCGAUCGCCCUCACGACGCCGAGCGGCAGCAUCGUCACCUCGCGCGUUUGCCUCGACUUCAUAGGUCCUAACCUGUACUUCAACGUUUCGUCUUUCCCGGGUUACACUACCAAGUCUGCGACUGUAGCAUGGAAGCUGAAGGGCAACUCGCUCGACCCGAGGACCUGGAGCAACCCUCCAAUGGCCAAAAUCGUGUGCGCACAGGAUGGUUCCGGGUUUGUCUGCAUGCUGCCCUUUACCACCAUCCUGGGGGUUCCUGUUACUACCCCGAUCAAGGAUGUCAUGGCGGGAAUGUGCCCCAACGACGACAGGGAGGCUCUCGACGUCUUCCUGGCAUUCUCUGGCCAAACUGAAUCAAUCGAGUCGAGCACUGGUACCGUAAUCACUUCUGUUUUCAAGAGCAUGGCUCCUUGCAUGGCCCGGGACGCUCGCGGUCAGUGCACGUCGUACUCGGCCACCACCCACGACUACUUUGAGAUGAUACUCCGCUGCACCAAGUGCGCGGCGGUCCCAUGCAAGACAACCUCCACAUCGGCAUCGAUAUCGACAUCGACGUCCGCUCUGCCGCCGACUGCAACCCACAAAAUCUGCAGCUUCGGCGCGGCCUUUGGCUACGAGAGGCCAACCGGCAGCACCAGGAAGUCCUUCACGCUGGACACGCAGCCCGGCGAGGGGUGCAACCGUUGGGGCUGGUACGACACCCCCACACUCGCGGAGCUACAGGGCGGUCGCAGCGGCGGUAUCGAGGGGCCUUUAUACGUCGGCGCCGGGGGCGAUGAUAUCACCAAGGCUGUAACGGUGGGAUCCUGGGCAGCAAAAGCCAACUGGGAAGGCAAGGUCGCGAUCGGCUGGGCCCUUGCCGAGGGGUACAAUCUCGCGGAGGCGAAUGUCUACUUCGAUUGCCUGCCCCUAAAUCAGUGCACGCCGGGCUCGUACACGCGCAAGUCGGGAACCCUCACUGCCAAGGAUACGCGUUACUGGGCGGUCACGACGCUCGCGUAUCCAAAGUGUCCGAGCGGGAGCCAGGCGGCGCUUAUUGUCCAUGCCUUCGUCAAUAUUAAGACCACGGACAGCAAGUGUCCAGCUAGAAAGGCGAGCUGA
Microdochium trichocladiopsis is the source of this 1314-nucleotide messenger RNA. RefSeq lists its product as uncharacterized. Bases 1 to 1314 code for a protein of 437 amino acids. The transcript has a single exon. The record is from RefSeq and is a predicted model, not a curated record. Lineage: Eukaryota; Fungi; Ascomycota; Sordariomycetes; Xylariales; Microdochiaceae.